CUGAUAAUGUGGAAAGGUGGGGGCUGGUGAUGGCCUUUCCUUCAAUUUUUAUAUAACAGGAAAACGUCCAUGGCCACAUAAUAAUCCAAUUAAAGUAAUAAUUAUUAUAUAGUACGAUACACAUUUGUUAAAUGUUUUUAUAUUAACGUUAAAACCCAAGUGACUCAACUAUCCAUUUAUCUUUGCCUCCCACGAAAUCCAAUUAUUCUCAGAUGUAUCACAAAACAACACCCAACAAAAACAUGGAGAAGAAAACAUGGCCUUUUUCAUUACCAUCUUCAGCUUCAUUCACUUUAAUACUACUCCUACUACUACUUAGUACUACUAAUUUCAAAGCCGCAGCAUCAUCAAACCCCGGAAAUGGAAUAAUAUGCUACAAGUCGAUCAUUAGUUUCGGAGAUUCCCUGGCGGAUACCGGCAACUUGCUCCGCCUUUCUUCAUCCAACAAACCACCACCCCAUUUCUUCCGACCACCUUACGGUGAAAGCUAUUUCCAUCACCCCACCGGUCGUUGUUCCGAUGGCCGUCUCGUCGUUGACUUUAUUGCUGAGAGUUUGGACCUUCCAUUGUUACCACCAUAUCUUGCGGGGAAAGAUGCUGUUUAUCAUAGUUUGGAUGAUUUUAAAGGCGUGAAUUUUGCGGUGGCGGGUGCCACGGCGCUUGAUGAUUCAUUUUUCCGGGAAAAGGGAAUUCAUAAUCCUUUCACGAAUAUUUCUUUGGGAAUCCAAUUGGGAUGGUUCAAAGAUAUGCUGCACUCGCUUUGCCAGAUUAAUUCUUCAGGCUGCCAAGAAAUGGCUCGAAGCUCGCUAUUCCUGGUGGGAGAGAUUGGCGGGAAUGACUACAACCAUCCACUUCUUCUAGGACUAGAUAUUGAAGCCACAAGAAGCUUUGUUACUCCCGUUAUUCGUACCAUAGGUUCAGCUAUUGAGGAACUGAUCGAGCUUGGAGCAGUAACUUUAGUGGUUCCAGGAAACUUUCCAAUCGGAUGUUCAGCAGCUUAUCUGACUCAAUUUCGAAGUCCUAAUCCAGAGGACUAUGAUACAGCAGGAUGCCUUAAGUGGUUGAACAACUUUUCAAAGUACCAUAACAAAAUGCUUCAGUUAGAGCUUAAUCGUAUCAGGCAACUUCAUCCUCACACAACCAUCAUCUAUGCCGAUUACUACAAUGCUGCAAUGAGGAUGUACCGAUUCCCACAAAAAUACGGAUUUGCGAGAACGCUAUCGGCUUGUUGUGGAGGUGGAGGGGCUUACAACUACAAUCCCUCAGUAGUUUGUGGGAAUAGUAACGAGACAUCAACCAGUUGUGAUGAUCCGUCACGGAAUAUAUGUUGGGAUGGUUUGCAUUUGACUGAAGCUGCCUACAGAUGGAUUGCUCAAGGAAUACUUCAAGGACCCUUUUCUGUUCCCCCGCUCAAUGGUCUUUCCUGCACCACCACAUCUGAUGAGAAGCUUGUACAGCAAAAUUAAUUAGGUUUGAUUUUGUCAUCUGCGUAACCGUAUGUGUAUAUGUUCUUUACUACAAAUUAAGCCUGGUAUACUUGAAAUUACACUACGAGAAUUUGUAGUAAUAUAUGCGUUAGUGGAGAUAUGAAUUAAAAUAUAUUGAACCCUCUACUAGUACAUCUAGUUAUUGUAAGUUUUUAGUAAUCGUUAGAUGGAUAGAUAGAAACUAUCGAAGUUCAAGUCAUAAGAUUAAUCAACAGUGAACGAUAUUAAUAACGAUAGCGUUAAGAUACUAAUAACGAUAAGUUGAGUAGAGGAUUUGCAAAGUUGAAUGAUAUAAUAAAAUUAGGCCUGCGAACUAUCUGUUUCACCAGGCUUCUUUUAUUUGAUUAUGUAAAUUUUAUUGCAUUGGGUCGGGACAAAUACAUCUGUUGUUGCUGCAAUACCCUGCUCCGUAGUAUUUAUCACAUAAAAUGCUGCAGUCAUCGUCAUUGCGACACAAGCGAUUUCCAAUCUGGUCCUGGCCCACAAUUGUUUCACCAUAAUAGCGAGCUUCCCAGUCAUUUGAAGCCAUGGGUUCCAGUGCAAAAUCUUCAGGCCCAGCCCAGAUUCCAAAUGCCCCACCCCUUCCACCUGCGACCAUGGGCUCACCAUCAGCCUCGUCACUGGCUGCUCCGGUCAGGGAAACGCAAACUGUAAUGGCUAAGGUGAAGAAAAACCAGAAUGCCCAUUUGGUUGAUGCUGCCAUUCUUUCUUUAGCUCUUUUCUUUUUGUUUUUUCUUUUGAAUCAGUAAAUUGGUUCUUUUUGAUAGCUCGUGCUUUGAAUCAUACGACGAAGAGGCUUAGUUAUAGUAGUUAGUAGUUAGUAGUUACAGUACUAAACCGAAACUUACUUUGUUUUUGAAAUGCAAUUGUCAUGCUUUAGUUUGUUAGACAGUUAGAGUAAUUUCAUCAAACCCAAUUAAUAUCACACCGCUCUAAUGAUCUUCUUUUCUGUAAUUUGUUCCAACU
Oldenlandia corymbosa var. corymbosa is the source of this 2453-nucleotide messenger RNA. NCBI's taxonomy places the organism in Eukaryota, Viridiplantae, Streptophyta, Magnoliopsida, Gentianales, Rubiaceae. The record is from the annotation of a GenBank genome assembly.